This is a messenger RNA of Pseudogymnoascus destructans, 1203 nucleotides long. RefSeq lists its product as uncharacterized. Gene Ontology annotation, cellular component: preribosome, small subunit precursor; cytosol; nucleus. The record is from RefSeq and is a predicted model, not a curated record. Bases 1 to 1203 code for a protein of 400 amino acids. The transcript has 3 exons. NCBI's taxonomy places the organism in Eukaryota, Fungi, Ascomycota, Leotiomycetes, Thelebolales, Thelebolaceae. Gene Ontology annotation, biological process: ribosomal small subunit biogenesis; ribosomal small subunit export from nucleus.
AUGGGUCGCCGAGGUUGGAUCGAUAAGAAGUCGGCACAGCACUUUACGCUUGUCCACAGGCCGCAAAAUGACCCUCUCAUUCACGAUGAAACCGUUUCCUCUAUGAUCUUGAACCCUACGGAGGUCGCAAACUCGAAUAAGAUCAAGAAGCUUGACGAUUUAACCUCGGAAUUUGGCAGCGAUGGCGGAAGGAUACGAGCCAACGAAGGCGAGGCUGCCAACCAUGGGAUUUACUACGAUGACACCGAAUAUGACUACAUGCAACAUAUGCGCGACAUCGGGAGUGGAGGAGCUGAGACACAUUUUGUUGAGGCGCCGAGUUUGCAGAAAGCUAAGAGCAAAGGGAAGGAAAAGCUUUCGUUGGAGGAUGCCCUAAGAAGCUCUAGCCUUGACGACAAGUCGGAGAUUGUCCUGGACGAGGAGAUAUUACCGUCGAAGAAUCUACGGAAGGUCACAUAUCAAGCACAGCAGGAAGUCCCCGAUGCGCUGGCAGGAUUCCAACCAGAUAUGGACCCGAGGUUAAGGGAGGUUCUGGAAGCGUUAGAAGACGAUGCAUACGUUGACGAAGACGACGAGAUAUUCGGACAACUUGCGAAAGAUGGAGAGGAGCUUGAUGAUCACACUUUUGAGAACGAGGCCUGGGAUGAGGAUGAAGAAGGAUGGGAGUCGGAUGCCACAGCGAAGCCGUCAAAGGAAUAUAAAGAUGCGCCAGUUGCGCCCGAUCAUGUGGGAGAUGAUGACCGGGAGGACCACGGAGACGGAGACUGGAUGGCGGAGUUUAGCAAGUUCAAGAAGGACGGCAAGAAACAGGUUGCUUUUGCCAUGCCUGGACAGUCGGAUAUUCAGUCGUCUAUGAUGACUACAACUACGAAUGGUGGGAGGAGGAAGAAGAGGAAGGGCGCUCUGACCAACCCGUCACAGUACUCGAUGACUUCCUCGUCGGUUUUCCGUACCGAGGGGUUGACAGAUUUGGACUCGAGAUUCGAGAAACUUGAGGAACGAUACAAUGAAGACAAUGGCGACGACGAUUUCGGAUCGAUGGCUUCGUCGGUAUCGAGUGUAACUGGCCCUGUUAGAGGAGACUUCGAUGGUAUUAUGGAUGAAUUCUUGGGAGCCUACACCGUCACGAAAAAGAAGCACGUGAAGAAGAUGGGAUAUCAAAGCGGAAUGGAGCAAUUAGAUGAGGUGAGGAAGGACCUUUAA